UAUUUGCUGCUUAACUGCGUUGUGCCUUUUCUGCAGAAAAAAUAAUGUUACUACACAUAAAAAUGAGUUUUAAAUCAGUAUUUGGCACAUAGUAGUCAGUGAUACUUUUAGCUCUGAUUUUUCUUAAAGGGGUCUUUUGAGCAAUUUCUUCUGCAAGAGAAUAUCCAGAGACACAGGAAUAGAAAUGAUCCGAUCAGAGUAAUUAAAGGCUUUUACUGAGCUCUAAGGUCCCAAACAGGGCACAUUCAGUUAGCCUGAAGCUGUGAAGAACCUUCAACAUAAGGAACCUAGAAAGAUUAUACAAUGAAUGGUGAUACUCGGGCCGCAGUGGUGACCUCACCACCCCCGACCACAGCUCCUCACAAAGAGAGGUACUUCGACAGAGUGGAUGAGAACAACCCAGAAUACUUGCGGGAGAGGAACAUGGCACCAGACCUUCGGCAGGACUUCAAUAUGAUGGAGCAAAAGAAGAGGGUGUCCAUGAUUCUGCAAAGUCCUGCUUUCUGUGAAGAAUUGGAAUCAAUGAUACAGGAACAAUUUAAGAAGGGGAAGAAUCCCACAGGCCUAUUGGCAUUACAGCAGAUUGCAGAUUUUAUGACCACAAAUGUACCAAAUGUCUAUCCAGCAGCUCCACAAGGAGGGAUGGCUGCCUUAAACAUGAGUCUUGGUAUGGUAACUCCUGUGAACGACCUUAGAGGAUCAGAUUCGAUUGCGUAUGACAAAGGGGAAAAGUUACUGCGGUGUAAAUUGGCAGCAUUUUACAGACUAGCAGAUCUCUUUGGGUGGUCUCAGCUAAUCUACAAUCAUAUCACAACCAGAGUGAACUCUGAGCAAGAGCACUUCCUCAUUGUUCCUUUUGGACUUCUUUACAGUGAAGUUACUGCAUCCAGCUUGGUUAAGACCAAUCUUCAAGGAGAUAUAGUAGAUCGUGGAAGCACAAAUCUAGGAGUAAAUCAGGCUGGCUUCACAUUACAUUCUGCAAUCUAUGCUGCCCGACCAGACGUGAAGUGCAUUGUGCACAUUCACACACCAGCAGGGGCUGCGGUCUCAGCGAUGAAAUGUGGCCUCUUGCCAAUCUCCCCAGAGGCGCUUUCCCUUGGAGAAGUGGCUUAUCAUGACUAUCAUGGCAUUUUGAUGGAUGAAGAGGAAAAAGUUUUGAUUCAGAAAAAUUUGGGGCCUAAAAGCAAGGUUCUUAUUCUCCGGAAUCAUGGGCUCAUGUCAGUUGGAGAGAGUGUUGAGGAGGCCUUCUAUUAUAUUCAUAACCUUGUGGUUGCAUGUGAGAUUCAGGUUCGAACUCUGGCCAGUGCAGGAGGACCAGACAACUUAGUCCUGUUGGAUCCUGGGAAGUACAAAGCCAAAUCCCGUUCCCCGGGGUCUCUGGCAGGGGAAGGCACUGUAUCACCUCCAAAAUGGCAGAUUGGUGAGCAGGAAUUUGAAGCCCUCAUGCGGAUGCUCGAUAAUCUGGGCUACAGAACUGGCUACCCUUAUCGAUACCCUGCUCUGAGAGAGAAAUCUAAAAAAUACAGCGAUGUGGAGGUUCCUGCUAGUGUCACAGGUUACUCCUUUGCUAGUGACGGUGAUUCGAGCACUUGCUCCCCUCUCAGACACAGUUUUCAGAAGCAGCAGCGAGAGAAGACAAGAUGGCUGAACUCUGGCCGGGGCGACGAAGCUUCUGAGGAAGGGCAGAAUGGAAGCAGUCCCAAGUCGAAGACUAAGGUGUGGACGAACAUUACACACGAUCACGUGAAACCCUUGCUGCAGUCUCUCUCGUCCGGUGUCUGCGUGCCAAGCUGUAUUACCAACUGCUUGUGGACUAAAGAGGAUGGACAUAGAACUUCCACCUCUGCUGUCCCUAACCUGUUUGUUCCAUUGAACACUAACCCAAAAGAGGUCCAGGAGAUGAGGAACAAGAUCCGAGAGCAGAACUUACAGGACAUUAAGACGGCUGGCCCUCAGUCCCAGGUUUUGUGUGGUGUAGUGAUGGACAGGAGCCUUGUCCAGGAUGCGCCCCUCUCUGACUGUACGGAAACUAUCGAAGGGCUCGAGCUUACAGAGCAGACCUUUAGUCCCGCUAGAUCUCUCUGUUUUAGAAAGGGAGAGCUGGUAACAGCCUCCAAGGCCAUCAUUGAGAAGGAGUAUCAGCCUCAUGUCAUUGUGAGCACCACGGGCCCUAACCCCUUCAACACGCUUACAGACCGUGAGCUGGAAGAAUACCGCAGGGAGGUGGAGCGGAAGCAGAAGGGUUCCGAAGAGAAUCUGGACGAGACGAGAGAACAGAAGGAAAAGAGUCCUCUAGACCCAUCUGCUGUGCCCCACACCCCCCCCAGCACUCCCAUCAAGCUUGAGGAAGACCUUCCACAGGAGCUGACUUCUGGAGAUGACAGUGAUGCUGCCACCUUCAAGCCGACUCUCCCCGACUUGUCCCCUGAUGAGCCUUCAGAAGCACUUGGCUUCCCGACAUUAGAGGAGGAGGAGGAAGCCCGUGGACCCCCGAGCCCCGCCAAGCCACCCGCCGAGGCCAACCCCGAGCCAGCCCCAGCAGCUGAAGAAGCUGUCCCCACAGCUGCCGAGGAGGGGGUGGUCGCAGACCCUGGCAGUGAUGGGUCUCCAGGCAAGUCCCCGUCCAAAAAGAAGAAGAAGUUUCGCACCCCUUCCUUUCUGAAGAAGAGCAAGAAGAAGAGUGACUCUUGAGGGUGGCCCGCCUGCACUAACACUGUUGUGUCAGAAGCGACCCUGGUUCCGCCAGCGUCCCCGAUUGCGUCUCGUGCUCUGUCCUCUUGUGUAAUGGAAUGCAAAAAGCCAAGCCCUCUGCAUAGCUAGAGCUCCCCUCUUGUGACCAGCGCCAUGCAGCCUCCGGUGCUACCCGAGUGUGUGCUCUGCAGCCCCUGCCCUGCUGUGGGCCUGCAGCCUCAGGUCCUGGGGGAGCCUUGGGCUCCGGCGGCCCCUGAGAUGUGCGCCCCCCCACGGGUGGUGGUCAUGCUGGAAGGUACUGGAGGCUUCUGCUGGUUCUGGUUACAGGUGUCACCCUCCUGAGCCUUGACCUUUUGCUGUCCUUCCUGUUGUGAAAUAACACACACUCUGCCUCGGCUUGACUUCCCUUCCCCCUCUACGGCGUCUCAGGUGACUGAACCAGCCUCAUGGCUUCCUUUGGCAUUAUCUGUUCCGUGAUCUCCCUUGAUUCUCAUCCACAAAGCCUUGGUCCUGUGAAAACACUUGUGUGCCCACCAACGGCCCAGGGCACCAUGGCUGCCUUGAGGAGGCGGGUUUGGGCUGGAUGCUGGGCCUGGGCACCACUGCAGUGAUGUGCGUCUGACGAUCGCCCCUUGAUCAAAACCAAAUUCAGGAGCUCAGAGUCGCUUAAUCACUUGGGCCUCUGGAGUCCUGUUGCAGGGAAGGUAUAUCAGGAGAGGGAAGUGUCCUUUCUAGAAUUUUCUUUAAGCAGGCUUACAAUUCAGCCUACGUUUUUGACUGUGAACAUGAACAGGCUGCUUUUUGCUUUUCUUUUCUUCUCAGAGCCUGUGGCAGACUGCGGCAGAGCACUGCUUGCCUGUCUUGGGGGAGAUCUUAGGGGGCUUAUUCUCACCUUAACUCUGCCUAAAAGCUGCCCAGGUUUUGAUAAAAGGUAACUCAAGGAAGACGCCGGCCCUGGCAGUCCCAUCUGACUUUGUGGAGUCCAUGACUUGCUCCCCUUGACGACACCAUUGUGAAUUUUCACUUAACUCGUAUCCCUAGAAGGGCUUGAAGCUGCUUAGCAGGAACUGGGGGGGGUGGCCAGCGAGGCUCUCGAGGGUGACCCGCCGCAGGAGCCACCCGGUGCCAGCCUGACUCGGGUGUGUCGGCCUACGUGGGCCCCAGACAGGCUCCCCACUGGGGGACGAGGUAGCGCUGGUGGCAGAUGUGGGCUUGGGUCCCGCGCGGGGUGGGCCGAGCCACUUCACCGCCUCCUGACCCAGCACCUCGCAAAUGCCGAGGCUGGCUGCAUGGCACUGAGCGCUCUCCGAGCUUCCUCUGACCCGCGGGCCGCUCCACUGGCGGGCGAGCCGCUUUUCUCUGUGUCCUUUUGUUGCCAAGGUGGUAUUGAAGUACUUAACUGUGGACUCGCCCUUCUCCCCUCCUCGUAUCCCUUCCUCGGAUCCCACAUAUGCAAUGACUUUUAAUUUUCACUUUUGUAGUUUACUUCUUUGUAUUACAACAGGAAAUAUAGUUGCAUAUACAGGCACAGACUUGGGAGGACAGGUUCUGAAUGUCCUCCCUUCAUUGUAACAUGUUUUACUCACAAAUAAAAUUCUUUAAGCAA
Molecule: messenger RNA, 4297 nt
Organism: Carlito syrichta (Philippine tarsier)
Lineage: Eukaryota; Metazoa; Chordata; Mammalia; Primates; Tarsiidae
Gene: ADD1
Product: adducin 1
Exons: 16
Coding region: 304-2691 (795 amino acids)
Biological process (GO): positive regulation of establishment of endothelial barrier; barbed-end actin filament capping; positive regulation of adherens junction organization
Cellular component (GO): adherens junction; focal adhesion; plasma membrane
Molecular function (GO): actin filament binding
Source: RefSeq, a predicted model, not a curated record